Arctia plantaginis is the source of this 474-nucleotide messenger RNA. Lineage: Eukaryota; Metazoa; Arthropoda; Insecta; Lepidoptera; Erebidae. The record is from the annotation of a GenBank genome assembly.
AUGUCAACUAGAUCCUCUAGUAGAGGCUCUGUUAGAUCAUCAAGCAGGGUUCGGGAUAGAGCAGUGGAUCGCACAUCUUAUCGGAGUUCAGUCCAAAAUCUUAUUGAAACAUUCUACUCCGACUCUAGUAGAGAUUCUAGCCCAACACCGUUAGGAUCAGGAAACAUGACUGACUCAGAGGUGAACAUGGCAGCUGCAUCAGCUGUUUUGAACAGCUUGGUGGACAUUAAGGUCACUUCGGGAGAUGUAGGGAAUCUAGUGAGAUCUCUGGAGUCAAUGAGAGGAUCUUUACUGGAUUGGGUCUCUGGCAAUAUUGCUUUUGCUGGCUUUGAUGCGCAGGAGAUGCGAGAUAGCCUCAUCAAGAAGCUACAUGGCAAAUCGAUAGUGCUUGGAGUUCUGAUAGGUCUGGUGAGGGGAAAUAGACAAAGGUACCUACCGUGCUACCUUGGAAGAAAACUCGAUACAGUUACAUAG